GCAGCACCGGGGCUCCAGGCAGCCCAUCAGCUCUGCGGACCCCGGCUCUGACACACAGGUUCCCCUCCUCAGCUCUCCAAAGCAUGCCAUCUGAGCGAUAGGCUGCUUCUGUACGGGAGAAGUCUUGUUUCUACCGCCGACAUGAGUGAGAUCAAGGUUGCUGUGCUGGGCAGUGAAGGGGUCGGGAAAUCAGCUCUCAUCGUCCGGUUCCUCACCAGACGAUUUAUUGGGGAGUACGCCUCAUCUUCAGAGUGCAUAUACAGAAAGCGUCUAUCAGUGGAUGGGAAACAGAUCAAUCUCCAGCUCUAUGACCCCUGCUCUCAGGCAUAUGAGGGAAGGUCUACUGUAAACGAGCAGAUCCAAUGGGCUCAUGGUUUCAUCGUGGUCUACGAUAUCAGCGACCGCUCCUCCUUCCUCACCGCCAAAGCCAUAGUACACCUCAUCAGAGAGCUACGCCUGGGAACUGGCAAAAGGAACGUGGACUCGCUCAUAUUUCUGGUGGGCAACAAGCAGGACCUGUGCCACAUGAGAGAGGUGCGGCGUGAGGAAGCUCAGUGUCUCGCUGCCGAGUGUCGCUGCCAGUUCUACGAGCUGUCAGCCGCUGAGCACCACCAGGAAGUGGCGCUCAUAUUCUUCAAGAUGGUGCAAAAUGCUAACGUGGGCAGCAAGGCUAAGGAGCGCAGGAGACGCCCCAGCGGCUCCAUGGCCAAACUCAUCAACAACGUCUUCGGAAAGAGGAGGAAAUCAGUGUGACGGGGCAAAUACAUGGACAGCUGUCAGUCAAGGCUGGAUCAGUUUCUUGGCUUGGCUUUGUGUUUCCAAUUGUGUUGGGUGAGAUGUUAAUUAAACUGAUGUCUAUACGUGUUAUUGUGAGUAGAAGACAUCAUGCUCAGUGAGUCUGCUUGCUGUUAAACUCAACUGAUUCAUGAUUUUGUGUUUUCCUUUCCUGUAGUAUGUUAUAUAGGUUUCUGUGCAUGUAAAUGGUCCACAAAGGCUGAUAUCCCAACGUUUCUCACCCACAAAAUCCCCCCUCCCCCUGCCGGAAACGCUCCAUUGGACUCCUUUGUUUACUUCCAUAACAUAGUGACACUACUACGUA
Molecule: messenger RNA, 1099 nt
Organism: Trematomus bernacchii (emerald rockcod)
Lineage: Eukaryota; Metazoa; Chordata; Actinopteri; Perciformes; Nototheniidae
Gene: rergla
Product: RERG/RAS-like a
Exons: 5
Coding region: 142-753 (203 amino acids)
Molecular function (GO): GTP binding; GTPase activity
Source: RefSeq, a predicted model, not a curated record